Molecule: messenger RNA, 3610 nt
Organism: Odontomachus brunneus
Lineage: Eukaryota; Metazoa; Arthropoda; Insecta; Hymenoptera; Formicidae
Gene: vg
Product: protein vestigial
Exons: 6
Coding region: 1826-2899 (357 amino acids)
Biological process (GO): regulation of transcription by RNA polymerase II
Cellular component (GO): nucleus
Source: RefSeq, a predicted model, not a curated record
ACCGCAGCUGCAGUCGGGUUCAUUGUGGGAUCAAUACGGGGAGAUCCGUGGUAGUGGCAAGCCAAGUGCGAUUGGCCCUGACGAUCGGGCACAGCGAUUGGCCGGUGCCGGCACUGCCAGGAGGCGGAUCCUGCUACAGACCUGUCGUCAGGGUGGCGGAAAAGGGGAAGAGGAUACGCGUCGCCGUUUGUAAACAGAGACGGGAACGGCUUAGAAAAAGACAGCGACAGGCACUAGGGAGAGAGGGUGACACACGGUGUCGUGUCUGGGGGUUCAGUCUGUGUUCACCCAUGAGAGACACACCACCAGCGGCGACACGCUCCGCUCACGUCGCGAGGGUGGCUCGUUUUGUCCGCCAACUGGUCAUCCUCGAUCACGAGGACCGCCUGUCUUACGUAUUGUAUGCAUCGCGAUUGGAUGGUUCCCGUUGGAGAAGACUCUUCCAAGAAUAGAUUGUCUAAACAAUCAGUGGGACGCAAACGAUGACAUGAGUCAUGUGUGUCAUCUUGAACAGCUGGUGGGUUCGGGAGAUGAGGUGUUGAGGACGGUGACAGCGGCUCUUCUCAUUAGCUAAGUGAAGUGUCGAUUUCAAGUGUUCAUAAGUAGCUAGAAGAGGAUUAAGUAGAGAAUUCCACUUUGUGAAUAAUCUGCAAGCUGUGAACAAUUUGAUAUUCUUGAAUUUCAAGUCGUGAAAUUAAUUGUGUACCUCGUCGUAGGUGAUUAUACAAAACGAUAGUGCAGUGUUGAAGUCAGUGAUAAUUGAUCUUUAUCGAGAAGCCCUAAAAACGAAGAUCUUCGAGAAGAGAACUUUCGGAAAGAAACGCCUGAUAAACAAAAAUAAACAAAGGUGCCUUCUUCCGUAGGAAGGAAAGCCCUACAUGAUUCCGUUUAUCUUACCGGCCGUGAGGUCCUUUAAAGGAGUAAGUUAAAGAUAUGACGUUAUUCGAUACACUCAGCUGAUGACGACAACCUGAAUCCUUUUGGAUUCACGCAACGUGCUCACCCUGAAAGGAGAAACGAGGAAGAGGAGCGAUCGGUCGAUACAUUUCUUGCGUCGUGUAUCGUGAGCUAUCUGGAAGAAUUUAUCUGCACGUACGUUAGCAAUUCGUCGUGCUUCAGUGGCCUCGAGAAAUAUUGGAACUGUUUUUAUCUGAUUAGAAGUGACUGAAAUUACAUCUAAGUAAGAUUAAGGAGAAUAUCUUGUGAUCAAUUAGCAAACAUCUAAUUUCCCAUAAUUACGUCUCUCGUUUCCCUUGCGAACACGCACGAGUCAUUGUUUGUGUGAACCGACGGAUCGGGCGUUUCUCGACAUACAACAUCGUUCCUGUAUAUAGAUUCGACGGCUGAGGAAUUCUGGAAUCUCGAAUAAUUUUGUAUAUUUAAAUCGACGUUGCAUAAUUCAAAGCAACGCAGGAGAAAUCAGAAACUCUAUCUCGCAACGAUAGAACACGUCGUUCGACUCUCCUCGUGAUAACGCGGUGUAUCGUGAAUCGACCGCUUCUACCGUAUCUAGAAAUUAUAAAUAACCUGGGAAAUUUAGACCAAUUAUACCGCGGCUACUGAAGUCAUCGAAGAAAGCCUCAUCGAAAAGAGACUCAACAAUAAUAAUACAUCGAAGCAAUCUGCAAUGUGCACGAAACAUCGUCCUUAGUGCCGAGCCGACGACGAAUCCAGUGAAUCCCGAAUAGUCUCGAAUGUUUGAGCCGACCGCGGCGCGCCAUUGACGGAGGUGAAUAAGCCAAAGGGUGGUGUUCGAAAGGGUGGUGCGACGUUCGGGUACGCAAGUCUGCAGGCCAGCUCUGGGGUGCCGGGCCCGGGCGGGGUGAUGAGCUGCUCCGAUGUGAUGUAUCAAUAUUAUCCUUACCUCUACCAGACCCACCGGCCACCGCCGCCGCACCCGACUCACCCUCAUGCGGCCCCGCACAGCCACCCCCACGCCAAUCCGCACGCGGCCCACCACAGUCCAGCCAGGCCGGCGCCCUUCCAACCCUUCCCGGCAGCCACGACGACGCAUCAGUAUGAUAGGCUGAACGUUCACCAAAGGUCCCUGGAAACCGCCGGUAUCGAGCUUUGCGGCGCCGGCGGAAGCGUCCCCCAAGGUCAACCGAGUAGCGCGGGCUCCGUGGGGUCAGCACCGAGUCCCGCAUCCCCAAGGCCAACGCCGCAACCACGGCCACCCCUCGCCACCACCACCACCUCGCAACCCUCGCGAACGUUGGACGACGACAGAUCGACAGACGGAGUAGGCGCCGGUACCGCCACCGAGGACUCCGACGACGGCGAGAGCAGGGCGCAAUACGUCAACGCGAACUGCGUCGUGUUUACGCAUUAUCGGGGCGACGCGGCGUCAGAGGUCGAGGAACACUUUCAGCGGGCCCUUGCGCACGACAAGUUAAAGGAAAAUAUCUCCCCCAUGUCCAUGAGGAACUUUCCCCCUUCCUUUUGGAAUAGUCAGCAUCCCGGUGAUGUCUACGAGUACCCGACGGAUCCGUGGCAUCCGCAUUACCCACAGUAUCACCACAGGGCGGUGCACGAGUACCACCACCAUAAUAUGGCGGCGGCGGCGAGCUACGGGGGUCUUCUUCUGGGUGGUGCACGCGGCCUCGGACAUCACACGUCUCACCACGCGGCGCAUCACGCGCACGCCGCGGCGACCUACAAGGAGUGGACGUCGGCGACGCCGUCGCAGUCCCUCGUCGAUGCAUCCUCGGCGCCGCCUUAUCCUCACGGCCACUACGCACCCCUCUCCGGUAAGACUCGAGUCCCAGGUGCAGGACUCCAAGGACCUCUACUGGUUCUAGGAUCGAAUGUUGGAGAUCAGCAGGAGGAGUACGGCUUUCUUAAAUUCGGACGACGACUGAACGAUGUUCGUAUGUCGAUUAGUGAAAACGCUCGUUAACGCGAUCAAGUCGUUGAGAACAAGAGAGAGAGAGAGAGAGAGAGAGAGAGCGAGAAAGAGAGAGGGGAAUUUUGUUGAGCAAACACGACGGCGUCUCGUCGUCGAGCGCCCGUCGUUGUCGUGUACAUAGUGUUACCUACGUCUCUUAAGGGUCUACUAUUAGCGUAAACUCAGAUAGUAUUAGACGAAUACUUGCGCGCACUAUUACCUUCAUAGUGACUGCUAUCCGACGUUAAGAGGAUUCAGCCGUGAGCACGCGGCCGAGAAUCGUCUUCGGCUGGUACAAUAGCGUAGUGCGAUUUAGACCGUCUCGGAAGGCACCCCUGAGUUUCCCAAAUAAUCGGUAAGUGUUCUCGGUUUCCUCGCGAAGCGCGCGUGUGAUCUUAGAUCAACGAAUCGAUCGAUGUGACGAAUUGAGAUCGGUGAACGAACGACCAAAACGAUCAAUCCUCCAACCAGAGGUUUCGAGGAGUUGAGGUUCGGCAAAAUGGGAAUCGAGACACCAUGCGGAGAAUUAUUUGGCAAAUUUAGCUGCCGACUUAAGUAAAGUAUUUAUUGACCAAUGAUCUUGCCAUAUAUAUAUAAAUAUUAUAUAUAUAUAAUUAUUAUUAUUAUUAUAUAUUAAUUAUUAUUAAUGUAUCAUAAACAAUGGGCGCCGCAAAUAUUCUGAAGUCCCCCCGGUUAGUAAAAUUAAAAUAGUUAUUACCCGAC